Molecule: messenger RNA, 922 nt
Organism: Ruditapes philippinarum (Manila clam)
Lineage: Eukaryota; Metazoa; Mollusca; Bivalvia; Venerida; Veneridae
Product: mRNA turnover protein 4 homolog
Exons: 7
Coding region: 125-907 (260 amino acids)
Biological process (GO): nuclear-transcribed mRNA catabolic process; rRNA processing; ribosomal large subunit assembly
Cellular component (GO): nucleolus; preribosome, large subunit precursor
Molecular function (GO): RNA binding
Source: RefSeq, a predicted model, not a curated record
UUCUUUUUCGCGAAAAGAAUCAUUCUCGCGUAAUAACAAAGCUACAUUUAGUUAACUUCCUGUUCCGCCGGAACCACAUGUAAAUCUACCAGAAAAUAAACAACAUUUGAAGAACGCAUUAAAAAUGCCAAAAUCUAAACGAGAUAAGCGUGUUUCGCUGACGCAGACCAGGAAAAAAGGAUUGGAGCUGAAACAAAAGCUUAUUGAGGAUAUCCGAGAAUGUGUGGACAGAUAUGCUAGAAUAUUCCUGUUUUCAGUACAUAACAUGAGAAACACACAUUUGAAAGACAUUCGACAGGAGUGGAAACAUAGCAGGUUUUACUUUGGUAAGAACAAAGUUAUGUCCCUUGCAUUAGGUAGAACACACACAGAUGAGUACAGAGAUAAUCUACAUGAAAUAAGCUCACAUUUAAAAGGACAGACUGGCUUGCUGUUUACAAAUAAAACAAAAGAUGAAGUUAUAGAAUAUUUUAAGAAUUUUCGAGCAAGUGAUUUUGCACGAGCUGGAACAGUUGCGUGUCAGACAGUUAUAUUAGAGGAAGGACCUUUACCAGAAUUCUCACACUCUAUGGAGCCUCAGUUACGACAACUUGGUCUGCCGACUUCGUUAAAAAAGGGGGUGAUAACUCUUAACAAAGAAUUCAAAGUUUGUGACUUGGAUCAGACCCUCUCACCUGAACAAGCAAGAAUUUUGAAAUUAUUUGGUCAUCAAAUGGCAGAAUUUCAUGUUACAGUAGAAAGCAUGUGGUCAAAUGAUGGAACAUAUAAGCCAAUAGAAGGAGGAGUUUCAGAAACUAUAACACCCACAAAAGUUAAAGUUCGACCGAAAAAGAGAAAACAAGAAGAGGAAGAGAGUGAUGAUGAAAUGAGUGAUGAUAACAAUGAUGAUGAUAAUGAUGAUGAAUAAAUUUAUUUUAUUUUA